UCGAGAACACGAUCAAGCAAGCGUCGGGAUUUCGAAGCGUCGAGGCGUCGCGUCGCGACGAGAUUUCCAGGAAGCGAAGUCAUUUCGCGCCUUUUGCAACUGCGCACGUGUGACGCUGAUCUCACCGCGAGGCGUCGCGCGGCAGUUUUCGCGACGCAUACCAACGCACACAUCCGGUGUGCGACUUAUCGUAGAUCAUAGAUUGGAUUAGUACGGAGUACAAGUACGGAGCAGAGUGGAGCGGAGUGGGAGAUCCAGUCCAGUUUAUCCAGUGCCAGACUGUCCGGCUCUGAUUCAAGACAUUAAUCGAUCCACAUUGUGUCGUUUCAUACAUGGUAUACAUCGCGUGAUUUCAUGAUGUAGCACCAGGCGAGUGAUUCCCGGAGAGUAGGCAGACAGAUCGUCACAGCUGACUCGGUCUGUAACAUCUAAUCGAAGUCUAAUCAAAUGUGUUGUACGACGAUCCUUUUCUUCUACGAAAGAGAAAAAGAGAGAGUGAGUAAGUGAGAGAGUGAGUGAGCGAAUGAGAGAAAGAAAGAGAAAAAGUUCUUUGCCUUCGUCGGCCAGCCCAGGUAAUCUUAGAAUUUUCCGUUGAUCCCGUAUUCCCGACGUCGCGCGCGUGUACGCGAAGUCAAACAGAAUCAUCAGAAUAUACGUAUACACGCUCUGGGACCCACCGACCCGCCAUCCGAUCCGGGACGGAGUGCGUGGAGCCCUCGCGGGGCCAGGUAUCGAAGCGCGAAUCAGUGGCGCAGCGUCAAGAUGGCGUGUGCCACGAUCACAGCUGUUGUUUACCCACAAACCCGUGUGGAGCAGGCCACUGGCUUAAUUAGCUACUGCUGCUGCGAUUGUGGCUACUGCUGAGAGAGGACAAACGCGCCUGGUCUCCCCGUCGUCGGGACUGAUCGGGGACGAUGGAAGAUUGUCGACGAAUGAACAGGUCGGAAUAACUCGUUGCGUGAACGACGUGACGACGACGUGACGAGAACGUGACAGCGACGACGUUGACAACAACGACGACGACGGCGGUGGUGGUGGCGGCGGUGGAGGCGGCGACGGCGGAGUUGGUGGAAGUGCUGGUGGCAGCGGCGACGGCGGUGGUGGUGGUGGUGAUAGUGGUUGUAUUGUUGGUGGUGGUGGUGGUGGCGGCGGUGGUGGUGGUGCGUCGUGAAAAGAACGGGACGCGCGAAAACGGACUCGAUGGAAGAGGGUAGCGGUACCCGUGGCGGUAGAAGUCACCAGAUCAACGCGUGAAACUUAAUCUAGUUUUGUCCGCCAUCGCACGGCACAAGGACGGCGACGAGGACGACGGUGAGGAAGAGCGAUCUUGAGAGGGUGGCCUCGAUACCAAGGGGAAAGAGCGAUAAAGUAUCACCAUGAAUGCUAGGACGCAGCUGUUCGAAUUGAGCAUGGAGGGACGUCAAGUGGAUGAGGCAGUGGCAAGUAUAUUCCACAGCGUGCUAUUUCAUCGGAGCCUUGGCAAAUUCAAGUACAAACAGGAAGGUAGCUACUCGGUGGGCACUGUAGGAUACCAGGAUGUGGACUGUGACUUCAUUGAUUUCACUUACGUCUGCUGCUCGUCGGUACACCUCGAUCAGACGCUGAAGCGUGAGAUAUCAGGUUUCUCGGAGGCACUGCGCUCCACCGAUAGUCCAGGUUCCGGUCAGAUAUCCCUAGAAUUCUUCCAGAGGAAAAAGAGUCGCUGGCCAUUUCAACCGGAAUGUAUACCAUGGGAAGUGUGGACUGUGCGCCUUGAACUUAUCAAAUUGGCCACCGAGCACGAACGGCAGAUCUGUCGGGAAAAAGUGGGCGAUCUGCUGACCGACAAGAUCCUUUACAUCACCGAGGUCAUGAAUCGGCACGAUUACAUUCCAAAAGUGCCAAGUCAGGCCGAGCUGGAUCUGAUCUUCGAUACCUCGUACCCGGAUAUACAACCGUAUCUCUUCAAAUUGUCUUUCACGACUUCUAGUCCAUCGACCACUACGAUGGGCAACACCAUGAAGAAAUUGAUUAGAGAGACGCUAUCCAUUUAGUCGUUAUAAUGUAUAGUGUAAAAUCUUCAUGUUACUUGCAUUCGUUUAGCUUGUCAGAGUCAUCAAAACGCAAAAUCUUAUACUUUCCUUUUUUCAUCUAUGAUACACAAAUUUCUGCAUUGCACCAAGCGAUCUUUCGUAUCCAUAAUGACUCUAACCUGCCACCGUAGCUAUUACUAUGAGUUACAAGAAAAAUACUAAAUUUGCAUUAUAAAGAAAGCAGAAUGGUUUUCGAGUCUUCGACCACUCGUUCCCGGCAGAAAUUACCAACGGUACUCGGCGAGUACUUUGCCUAUGUGGUAAACUCCGCCGGAUUUUGUAAGCUCCGUAAUAGUAUCUCUUAUGACGAAAAUAAUAAUAUUUCGUAUACAUUGCAGGGAUCCACUGCUCUGUGUCUCUAAUGUCUCUAUAUAGUACAAAUGAAACACAACAUUGUGACACUUGCUUCUUUUGUACUUUACUAUGAACGUCCGUCGCAUAAUUUUAGCAGGAUCACAUUUAGUCACGUUUUAUACAAUAAUAUUUUACCUCCUAACUCUCAUCACUUAAAUCUCCACAGAUGAUCUGCUGUGGCAGAAUGACAUUAUGUUCCUCUUCUCGCUUCUCAUCCUUUUCAAAUGCUGUGUAUAUCGUAGAAUAGAUUCAAACGUAAUUUUCUUUAGUAGACAAAGAAUUUUCAUGCGUCACACAGAGAAGAUAAUUUGAUUUAGAGAGUAAGAAUACAGAGAUUUCGAGUCUAUAGAAGAGCAGGAUGUCUUCAGAUUCUUUAAUGUCUAGUAGAGUCUUUGAGAAUAUUGAAUCUUAAAAGUACUCGUAACUUGCUCCUUGAUAAAUUCCUCCGACUACACGACGGUAUUUGGCGCUAUUGUACACUCUGUUUUUCAGUCACUAACAUUGAAAGUAUGUAUAGCUAUUCUAAACUCUCUGAUGAUCACAGAACGCUUGGAAUAUUCCGCAAACGUAUAAUGCGUAGCAUAUACACGUGUGUUUGCAUACAAAGCUGCUAUUAUUUUCAUCAUGAAUUUAACGCUGAACAUCCGAUUGUGUCCAAUAUUGGAUUUAGUAUUAGGAAAUUGCGUGACGACCAGGUCGGAAUUAGCGUUAAAUGUGCGGAAGAGCAGAGUGUUUAUUGUAAUUAUGUGUAUGCAUGGAAGCGAUUGUUAUUUAUUUUCACGAGUGAUGAUACGUGACGUAACGCCAGAGGCGUUAUGUGUAUGCAGAUUAGCAAAUACAAUUAUUUACAUAUUGCUCUUUUUUUCUUAAGUUGUAAUAAUCAAAGUUGUAAAAUAAGUUGAUGUAUCAUUAAGCCAACGCGACGCCCGCAAUAACGAAGCGCACCAGGUGAUACGAAAGAACCGUACGAAAAAUCGCCGUCACGAUUACAUUUUCCCAGACGUUUCGUGCCUUCGUAUCGAAUUUUUUAUAGGGAAAUUAAUAUGCUAGGGACUAACAUAUACCAGAUGAUAGUGUUACUAUUAUUUAUUGAGCUCGAAAUAUCUCCUCUCAUCUCGUAAAAAAAGUGGAAUAGUCUCUCUCUCGCGCGCGCAGAAAACAAAUCUGUGAUCCUUCUCGGAUUCGAGACGGUUUUGUUCUAUUCCUCAUAAGCGUGCCGUUAAUGUCGUGUCGUUUUAGGAUUUUCAAGCAAGAUGGAAGGCGCAACGGCGGAUGUUCGGAAUGACACGCGGUCGGCGGUGACCUGCGCGCGAUUAUACUUAUUAUAUUAUACAAUGUAAAUAGUGUCUGAAGAAUAUUGCCGUAAAUCAAAUCAUGUCGUGCCGAGGGGUCCCCGCGCGUUCCGAGAUCCGCUCUUUGGCCUUACCUAUGACCAAUCAACAAAGAUAUCACGACGCAUUAGUAGUGCACAUACUUUACGAAUUAACCGUAGACGAGAAGCGUAAUGUUAAUUUAAGGAUUAAUCAUGUAUCGUCCCUACUGCUUUUCUUUUUCUGCCAAUGUUCUCCAAGUAGUUUAAUAUGCAAUUGCGAUUUUAGCUGAAUGUUCCGCGGCUCGAGCGUAUGUCGAUUGGAUGUAUCCUAUUAUUAGGAGUGUCUUUUCUUCUCUUAUAUCGAUUAAAGAAAAGAAAAAAGAAAAGAAACCACGAUGGUCGUCGACAGUCCGUCGCUCUCUCUGCGAUUCCGUGUAGAAAAUCGACCGCAAUCUCUUUCCCUCGCACUAUCUGGCUUUUACUUUUUACAAUUAUAUGAUGCACGAUAUAUUGUAAAGGGUAAAAAGGAGCCGCGAUAUGAUAUUAUAACAAAAGUGCGAAUACG
Messenger RNA from Atta colombica, 4303 nucleotides. It is a transcript of the gene Atg101, whose product is annotated as autophagy-related protein 101. Bases 1377 to 2033 code for a protein of 218 amino acids. The transcript has 2 exons. Gene Ontology annotation, biological process: autophagosome assembly; autophagy. The record is from RefSeq and is a predicted model, not a curated record. NCBI's taxonomy places the organism in Eukaryota, Metazoa, Arthropoda, Insecta, Hymenoptera, Formicidae. Gene Ontology annotation, cellular component: phagophore assembly site.